AUGAAGUUUCCAAGAGAAGGACUAUCUAACACAGAAGGGAUACAGUGCUAUGAGUGCAAAGGGUUUGGACACAUUCAGUCAGAAUGUCCAACAUACUUUAAAAGGAAGAACAAAACAUAUGUGACAACUCUAAGCGAUGACUCAAACAGUGAAGAAGAUACCAACACUAAUUUCGUAGCAUUCACCACAAAUCAUGAGAAUGACAACGGAAACGAAAAUGAUAUACAAGAACUGCUAGAGUCAUAUACACAGUUGCAUGCUAAAUGGGAACAAAUCAUCAAAGUAAAUCUUGAACUCAUACAUGAAAAUCAGUUUCUAAAAGAUGAAAAAGAGAGUAAUGAAAAACGCCUUAAAGAUACUCAUAAUGAAUUAAUGGAAUCGAAAGGCAGAGAGGCCAAACUAUUACAAGAGAUCAAGGCACUAACUGAGAGGCCUAGAUCUCCAAAUCCAGCAUCCAAUGAAAGUCAUUCUUCUGAAAUUCCUGAAGUGUCGCAACAUCACUUCCAACACCGAAAGAGGAUCAGAUGUUAUUACUGUCACAGACUGGGGCACAUAAAAGCAUACUGCUUCAAAAGACAAAAUGAUCUGUAUUACAGACAAAUCAACAGAGAUUGGUCAGUACAAAGCAAGAAAAUUUGGGUAAGAAAAGAUCAAAAUGUUGCCUACACCUCAAAAACUAGCAAAGAACAAAACGUAUGGUAUUUUGACAGCGGUUGUUCAAGGCAUAUGACUGGAAAUCCAGAAAAUCUGGAAAACAUUCAGUAUAAGAAUAAAGGACAUAUUACAUUUGGAGAUGGAGGAAAAGGCCAGAUCAUUGCAAGCGGCAUCUUAAAUGUCCAUGGGCUGCCUAGGUUGCCAAAAGUCCUCCUAGUACAAAGUCUAAAAACAAAUCUAAUCAGCAUAAGUCAGCUUUGUGAAGAUGAACUCAAAAUAACCAACAAGCAAAAACAAUCACGGCACCAACAUAUGAGACACAUAAAUUCUCAUGACAUCAAAGGGGACCUAGAAAUAUUCCUAGACUAUUCAGGUUAUUCAUCAAACAGUAAGACUUUCAGUGUAGACAGUACUAUGGAAUCCAUGAAUGUGGUUAUUAAUGACACAAUUUCAAGAAUAAUCACUAAUGAUGACGAAAGUCCCAGAGUUGUUGAAACAACUGUUCUAACACCUUUGACUACUGUUAUGCAGAAUCACAAAACAGAAACAGAACCAGAUGAAAAAAGGAUAAUGGCUCUGCAACGAUCAUUAUGA
This is a messenger RNA of Ipomoea nil (Japanese morning glory), 1248 nucleotides long. RefSeq lists its product as uncharacterized. The transcript has 2 exons. Gene Ontology annotation, molecular function: nucleic acid binding; zinc ion binding. The record is from RefSeq and is a predicted model, not a curated record. The coding region runs from base 1 to 1248 and encodes 415 amino acids. NCBI's taxonomy places the organism in Eukaryota, Viridiplantae, Streptophyta, Magnoliopsida, Solanales, Convolvulaceae.